Molecule: messenger RNA, 1773 nt
Organism: Aspergillus saccharolyticus JOP 1030-1
Lineage: Eukaryota; Fungi; Ascomycota; Eurotiomycetes; Eurotiales; Aspergillaceae
Product: cytochrome P450
Exons: 3
Coding region: 1-1623 (540 amino acids)
Molecular function (GO): monooxygenase activity; heme binding; oxidoreductase activity, acting on paired donors, with incorporation or reduction of molecular oxygen
Source: RefSeq, a predicted model, not a curated record
AUGAUUGAGGAUACCCUGACCCACAUGACUCCAGGGAAGGCAGCUGUAUGUCUUCUGGGCGUUCUUUUCAUCGCAGGCCUGCUUCGCAAAAUUCAGGUAUCUCUUGAGAUUUCUCGACUCGGCUGCAGGGCCCCUCGUGUGCGGCACAGGCUGCCAUAUGCGUUUGACCACAUCUAUAGGGCCAGCGCUGCCAGUGCAAAGCAUCAGGACCUGUCGUUUUGGCACGACAUCGUCAAAUAUGCCAAAGGCGCCUCAAGGGUGGAGUUUCCUCAAACCGCGGAGAUCGACUCCGGAAUCUCCAACCGAGUCAUCUUCACAUUCGAUCCUGAGAACAUCAAGGCCCUGCUCACCGGCCAAUUCGCCGACUAUGGUAAGGGAGAACACUUUCAUCGGGAUUGGAAGGAGUUCCUAGGAGACAGUAUUUUCGCGACCGACGGUGAGCUGUGGUCUCGCUCCAGGCAUCUAAUCCGCCCCAUGUUCGUUCGCGAACGCAUCGUGGACACCGAACUCUUUGAGAAACAUAUCCAGAAAUUAAUCCCUCUUCUGGCGGGAGGGCCUUCCUUCAGGGAGAGCAAGGUCGUUGAUGUCACCCCACUGUGCUUUCGGUACACUCUGGACGCUGCGACAGAUUACCUUCUAGGUCAAGGAACAAACAGUCUUCAUAACCCGACUGCCAUCUUCGCUGAAGCUUUCCGCUACGUACAGCAUUGCCAGACAACUAUCUUUCGAAUGGGCCCCUUCAACUUCCUCGUUCCCCGCAAGGAGUUCCGCAGGAAUCUUCGCAUCAUGGACGAGUUCCUGCAGCCGUACAUCGAAAGAGUUCUCUCUCUAUCACCUGAAGAGCUGGACCAGAAGGUCUCCAGCAAGGACACCUUCCUCGACGCUCUGGCUCGCUUCACCCGCGAUUCUCAGGUCCUCCGCGAUCAACUAGUUGCCAUCCUCCUCGCCGGCCGCGACACCACAGCCGCAACUCUCUCCUUCUGUCUGUUUGAGCUCGCACGUCACCCUGAGGUCGUCUCCAGCCUCCGCGCAGAGAUCGACGCGCAACUGGGGCUCGGUCCCGCCAACCGCAAACCUACCUACCUCGACCUCAAGGAGAUGAAGUACCUUAAUGCGGUGCUCAACGAGACCAUGCGCCUGUACCCCGUGGUACCCUUCAACGUCCGCUCCUCCCUGAAGAACACUUCCUUGCCGCGCGGCGGCGGACCCGACGGACUCUCCCCCGUGGGCAUCCGCGCCAACACCCGAGUCGUCUACUCCACCAUCCUCAUGCAGCGGGCCCCCGAGAACUACCCGCCACCGGGGAGUCCCGGGUACUGCGACCCUGGAAAAUGGAUUCCCGAGCGGUGGCUGUCGGGCUGGCAGCCCAAACCCUGGCACUUCAUCCCCUUCAACGGCGGGCCGCGCAUCUGCCUCGGACAGCAGUUCGCCACCAUCGAGAUGGGCUACACGGUUGUGCGCAUCUUACAGGCCUACCGCGCCAUCCAGGCCUUGCCCGCGCGCGGACAGGACGAGGUCGUGGACCCGCCCUUGAAGUUCGAUGUAACGCUGACGCCGGCGGCGGAGUUGAAUUGUGUUUUUGAGCGGCACGGUGAGAGGGAUGCUGUCUCCAAGGAGGAAUAGUCGCGACAGUAGUGCCAGGAUCAGCAGCCUGCUUAUAAUUUAUGCGGCUGGCACAAAGACACCAUGUCGUGGGUGCAAGGUUAUCAUGGGAUGACAAAACUCGCGGGACCAAGGGGAUGAGUAUCACUAUGCUGCACUACGAGCAACAUA